CAACAAUUCACCAUCUUGUUCCAGCCUCUCGUCCCCUUUUCUUCCGUCAGUCUUACUGUGUGGGUGCCUUGGUGUUGAUGAAGCUCGGUUGAGACCUCCCAACUUUUUCUUCAUCUUCUUCCCCGGUCUACAAGCCUUACAGCAUUGAAAUCGCCCUCCAUGCAUCGCACCGCCUCAAAAUGAGUGAAACAAACCCUCCACCAGAAGCCCUAGGCUUUGGUAGAUCCCAGACUCCAGAGAGCCCACGGCCCGUCCACAUACCCGAGCCUUCAAAUAUCCCCGUGUUGCUGAACCAGAUGGACCCAGUCUUUAAUGACACUGCGACUUACAAUAUUCCACACAACCAAAACUUUUCUCCUUAUUCAGACCCUGCGCGCAAUAUGACUGAGACAAAUUCUGACGAACAAGACGCUGUUCAAAAUUUUCUGCGUGGUGCCGAGGAAGAAAACGUGCGCUUUGACAGCGCCCCAGACACAAAUGGCCAAAAUACCCAGAAUGAUGCUACAGGCGAUUCCACACUUUUUUCAGCCCUUGCGAACAACUCUACAUACCACCACGCGUCUGCGCAGCAGCAAAAUGACCCACCAACUGCCUCCAGUCAGUCACAAGCUGGCCCGCAUUUCGGUGAUGAUGCCGGUGUUGAGACUACUACUGCCCACACCAAUGCCAAUGAAGCCAGUGUGGUCCAUCUCGGUGGUGCUGAUAACAUUUCCAACCCAGUGAACUCUGAUGCUCAGCCUGCUCGAGGUGGAGUUGAUUAUCAGUCACUUUUGGAAACUAUCGCCCAGUCUGCUUCUACUGCACCCGCACCAGAGCCUGUUUCUGCUCCGACUACUGCCGCAUCGUUCAUCGAUUCAGGCACCCAAAUACUGCCACUUGUUCCAGGCUUGCCCCCAAAACCGCCGGCCAACCUGGAACUAUCAGAUACUCCCAGCUACCAGACAUUUCCUACUUCUACUGCCGAGACACAAACACCGUAUCAGCACGUGAACAACGAUGCUGCCCAAGCCAACAGUGCAGAAUCGUUCGUACCAGGAUCAGCCCACUCCAUGAUCCAGGAUCUUGCAUCCCAUUUUCCACCUGGCUGGCCCCAAGCUGUAAGCCAAUUGCCACCCCAGACCGCGCCACCUCCUUUGCACGGACAGACUUUCCAACCUCCUGAGCCGACAAAAUCAACGGACCCAAGUGAUCGACCGUGGACUCCCCGGACACAAAGUUUGUAUGAUCAAUUCCUUGAAGAUGAGCGUCGAUAUGUGACUGAGGGUAUCUGGGACAAGUUUCCAAAUGGCUCCCGGCUUUUUGUGGGUAAUUUGCCCAGCGAAAAAGUGACCAAACGUGAUCUGUUCCAUACUUUCCACAAACACGGUCGCUUAGCCCAGAUCUCGAUCAAGCAGGCCUAUGGCUUUGUACAGUUUCUGGAGGCCUCGUCGUGUCAAGCCGCACUCCAGGCAGAACAAGGAGUGGAGAUUCGAGGAAGAAAAGUUCAUCUGGAGAUCUCUAAGCCACAGAAGAACACUCGAGGGCAGGGACAAGGAAACAAAAGACGUCGAUCAAGAUCCCCAGACCGUGGAGUCCAACGUCAAGGUGAUCGCUCGGGACGAAACUACAGUGAUUUCAGAGAAGAAAGGCACAGACGUGAUGAUUAUCGUGGACGCUCGCCAUCCCCCAGGGGCUAUCGCUCGAGAGAUGAUUACCGUUCUGUCGUGCAAAGUCCCAGAUUUGGCCCAGACGGCAGACCAAGAUCACCUUAUGGUAGCUUCCCACCGCCAGUCCCCGCUGGUUACGAUGAAGAAGCGACCUUACCUUUGCCUCGAAGAGAACCCCGCGACAUCCCUGACGUGCAACUGUUGAUUCUUGAGCCUACAGUCGCGCAGGGCUUUAUUAAUUGGAUAGAGCAGGGUUUUCGUUCCAAAGGCCUACGAGCUUCGACCAUAUGGCUCAGCCCUCGACUACCACUCAACGGCGUGGUGAAAAGGCAGAUCAUCGAAGGUGUUCAGGCUGUGGUCAAAUUGACUCAGGGUGCUCAGUACAACAGCAAGAUUCCUCUUCAGGUAUUCGACCGGUCGGCAGGUGCUUCGAAUGUCAACUUCAAUGAGUAUGCCGAUCUUGAUGUUUCAGUUGCAGCGGCUAUUGUCCUUCACGCUCGGCAAAAGGAACGAGGCUACACUCAGACUCCACAAUUUCCUGCUCCCCCUCCUCCUCCCGCCCCUCAAGGAUAUGCUCAAGGACAGUACGGCCAACCCGCUCCUCCACAGUAUCCACCUCAAAUGCCCUCGUCAUUCCCGCAGCAGCAGCAAGGUCAAUAUCACUACGGUCAGCCGACUUCAUAUCAGGGUCAAGCACAGACACCUGUGACGCCGACUUCUUCCGCCAACCUCCAGCAACUGCUGGCAAAUCUACGACAGCCUGGAGAACAGCAGAGUGCUGCAAGCGCAGUUCCGACGUCUGAUCUUGCAGGUCUACUCAGCAACGUUGCUCGACAGAAUCAGGGUGGACAGUUUCCUCAGUCGCCGUCCGGACAACAGCCUCAGCAAGGAUAUGGUGGUGCACCAGUUUAUGGGCCUGGACAGCAGUCACAGCAGAACGUCCAGAAUAUUAUGGAUACUUUGGCACGUUACGGUCGAUGAUUGAGACGGCUCGAGCACUAGAAGAUGUUGAGAUCCGCUGCUCUUUGGAGUGACGGCUUCAGACGCAGCAUGAGAUUAUGUGAAACUUCCUGAGAUAGCAGCAUUAGAGAAAUAGAGCAGCUGAAAUAUGGGUGACGUAGCUGACAACGACAAUUGACACUGUAC
Molecule: messenger RNA, 2792 nt
Organism: Exophiala xenobiotica
Lineage: Eukaryota; Fungi; Ascomycota; Eurotiomycetes; Chaetothyriales; Herpotrichiellaceae
Exons: 1
Coding region: 180-2627 (815 amino acids)
Molecular function (GO): RNA binding
Source: RefSeq, a predicted model, not a curated record